AUGAACCUCCAGGCCCAGCCCAAGGCUCAGAACAAACGGAAGCGUUGCCUCUUUGGGGACCAGGAGCCAGCUCCCAAGGAGCAGCCCCCAUCCCUGCAGGCCCCACAGCAGCCCCCAGCCCCUCCACAGUCCACCAGAGUGAAGGAGGAGCCUUACUUUGGGCACGAGGGUCCGGCAGGGGCCGCCCCUGUCUCCCAGCCUGUGGAGCUACCCCCUCCGAACAGCCUGGCCCUGCUGAACUCUGUGGUGUAUGGUUCCGAGCGGACCACGGCGGCCAUGUUGUCCCAGCAGGUGGGCUCGGUCAAGUGGCCCAACUCUGUGAUGGCUCCAGGGCGGGGCCCUGAGCGUGGAGGCGGUGGGGGUGUCAGUGACAGUGGCUGGCAGCAGCAGCCAGGCCAGCCUCCACCCCACUCGACAUGGAACCGCCACAGCCUGCCCCUCUACAGCGGACCCAAGGGGAGCCCUCAUCCUGGCAUGGGGGUCUCUACCUACUACAGCCACCCCGAGGCACUGAAGCGGGAGAAAGGAGGCGGACCGCAGCUGGACCGCUACGGAAAUGCCGUGCGGCCGAUGAUGCCACAGAAGGUGCAGCUGGAGGUAGGGCGGCCCCAGACGCCCCUGAACUCUUUCCAUGUGGCCAAGAAGCCCCCAAACCAGACACUGCCCCUGCAACCUUUCCAGCUGGCGUUCGGCCACCAGGUGAACCGGCAGGUCUUCCGGCAGGGCCCACCGCCCCCCAAUCCCGUUGCGGCUUUUCCACCGCAGAAGCAGCCGCAGCAGCAGCAGCCGCAACAGCAGCAGCAGCAACAGGCCGCCCUUCCCCAGAUGCAGCUCUUUGAGAACUUCUAUCCCAUGCAGCAGCCACCCUCUCAGCAGCCCCAGGACUUUGGCCUGCAGCCGGCCGGACCCCUGGGGCAAUCCCACCUGGCUCACCACAGCAUGGCGCCCUACCCCUUCCCCCCCAACCCUGAUAUGAACCCAGAACUGCGCAAGGCCCUCCUGCAGGAGUCAGCCCCACAGCCUGUGCUACCUCAGUCCCAGAUCGCCUUCCCCCGCCGCUCCCGCCGCCUCUCGAAGGAGGGUGUCCUGCCUUCUGCCCCUCUGGAUGUGGCUGGCACCCAGCCUGGACAGGAGCCCACCAGCAACCUAUUCCUACAUCACUGGCCCCCACAGCAGCCACCACCCGGGCCCUUGGGGCACCCCCAUUCUGAAGCUCUGGGAUUCCCGCUGGAGCUGAGGGAGUCGCAGUUGCUGUCUGAUGGGGAGAGACUGGCACCCAACGGUCGGGAGCGGGAGGCUCCCACGAUGGGCAACGAAGAGGGCAUGCGGGCAGUGGGCACGGGGGACUGUGGGCAGGUGCUACGGGGUGGGGUGAUCCAGAGCACUCGACGGAGGCGCCGGGCAUCCCAGGAGGCCAAUUUGCUGACCCUGGCCCAGAAGGCAGUGGAGCUGGCCUCACUGCAGAACGCAAAGGAUGCCAGUGGCUCUGAGGAGAAGCGGAAAAGUGUGCUGGCUUCAACCACCAAGUGUGGGGUGGAGUUUUCUGAGCCUUCCUUAGCUGCCAAGCGAGCACGAGAGGACAGCGGGAUGGUACCCCUCAUCAUCCCAGUGUCUGUGCCUGUGCGGACUGUGGACCCAACUGAGGCAGCCCAAGCUGGAGGUGUUGAUGAGGAUGGAAAGGGUCCCGAACAGAACCCCGCUGAACACAAGCCGUCAGUCAUUGUCACCCGCAGGCGGUCCACCCGUAUUCCUGGGGCUGAUGCUCCAGCUCAGGCUGAUGACAUGAAUGUCAAGUUGGAAGGGGAACCUUCAGUGCGAAAACCAAAGCAGCGGCCACGGCCUGAGCCCCUGAUCAUCCCUACCAAGGCGGGCACUUUCAUUGCCCCUCCCGUCUACUCCAACAUCACCCCAUACCAGAGCCACCUGCGCUCUCCUGUCCGCCUAGCUGACCACCCCUCUGAGCGGAGUUUUGAGCUACCCCCCUACACCCCUCCCCCAAUCCUCAGUCCUGUGCGGGAAGGCUCCGGCCUCUAUUUCAAUGCCAUCAUGUCAACCAGCAGCAUCCCAGCCCCUCCUCCCAUCACGCCAAAGAGUGCCCAUCGCACCCUGCUCCGGUCUAAUAGCGCUGAAGUCACCCCACCUGUCCUCUCUGUGAUGGGAGAGGCCACCCCAGUGAGCAUCGAGCCACGGAUCAACGUGGGCUCCCGGUUCCAAGCGGAAAUCCCCUCCAUAAGGGAUCGUGCUCUGGCAGCUGCAGACCCCCACAAGGCCGACUUGGUGUGGCAGCCGUGGGAGGACCUAGAGAGCAGCCGGGAGAAGCAGAGGCAAGUGGAAGACCUGUUGACAGCCGCCUGCUCCAGUAUUUUCCCUGGAGCUGGCACCAACCAGGAGCUGGCCCUGCACUGUCUGCAUGAGUCCAGGGGAGACAUCCUGGAAACGCUGAAUAAGCUGCUACUGAAGAAGCCCCUGCGGCCCCAUAACCACCCACUGGCAACUUAUCACUACACAGGUUCUGACCAGUGGAAGAUGGCUGAGAGGAAGCUGUUCAACAAGGGCAUUGCCAUCUAUAAGAAGGAUUUCUUCCUGGUGCAGCAGCUGAUCCAGACCAAGACCGUGGCCCAAUGCGUGGAAUUCUACUACACCUACAAGAAGCAGGUGAAAAUUGGUCGCAACGGGACGCUAACCUUCGGGGAUGUGGAUACAAGUGACGAGAAGUCGGCCCAGGAAGAGGUUGAAGUGGAUAUUAAGACUUCCCAGAAGUUCCCAAGGAUGCCUCUUCCCAGAAGAGAGUCUCCAAGUGAAGAGAGGCUGGAGCCCAAGAGAGAAGCAAAGGAGCCCAGGAAGGAGGGGGAGGAGGAAGUGCCAGAGAUCCAGGAGAAGGGAGAGCAGGAAGAGGGGCGAGAGCGAAGCCGGAGGGCAGCGGCUGUCAAAGCCACACAGACACUACAGGCCAAUGAGUCGGACCCCAGAUAUGGGAGCAACAUCUUUCUCCCCGCCAGACUCCAGGACCGCUACAUCUUCAACUUCCCAGUUAGUUUCCUCCAAAGGCUUCUACAAACUCAAUGUCCCAAGAUCGCAGAAAUCUGGUAUACCCUCCAGAAAUAG
Messenger RNA from Puma concolor (puma), 3105 nucleotides. NCBI's taxonomy places the organism in Eukaryota, Metazoa, Chordata, Mammalia, Carnivora, Felidae. The record is from RefSeq and is a predicted model, not a curated record.